This is a messenger RNA of Gossypium raimondii (Peruvian cotton), 1223 nucleotides long. RefSeq names its product probable hydroxyacylglutathione hydrolase 2, chloroplastic. The record is from RefSeq and is a predicted model, not a curated record. The transcript is spliced from 8 exons. Lineage: Eukaryota; Viridiplantae; Streptophyta; Magnoliopsida; Malvales; Malvaceae. Gene Ontology annotation, molecular function: hydroxyacylglutathione hydrolase activity. The coding region runs from base 131 to 1111 and encodes 326 amino acids.
CCCCACAUAAGCACAAAAAGGAAAACACACAUUAUUGAGUGCCAACCCACAAAUACAGACACUUCCUCUCUCUAAAAAAACUCAAAAAAAAAAAAGUAAACCCAUUUUAGAGAGAGGAAGUGUUAAUUGAAUGCUCUCUAAAACUUCACCUGAUAUGGCCUCCUUUCCUUGUUCCAGGGUGAGGAGUGGGCUUUGUGUCUGGCCAGGUAAUAGGCAACUUUGCAUUAGAAAGGGUCUUGUGUAUGGCUUUAUGCACUUACUAUCAAUUCCCUUCAAAACCUUGCGUGGAGCGAGUCGAUCUCUUAGGGUUGCAGAGUUUUGCAGUGUUUCCAAUAUGUCUUCCUCAUUACAAAUUGAAUUGGUGUCAUGUCUUGGAGACAACUAUGCAUAUCUUUUACAUGAUGUGGACACAGGCACAGUUGGAGUUGUUGAUCCUUCAGAAGCUGUGCCAAUUAUUGAUGCUUUAAGUCGAAGAAACUGGAACUUGACUUAUAUAUUGAAUACCCACCACCAUCACGACCACACUGGUGGGAACGCAGAGUUAAAAGCAAGGUAUGGUGCAAAGGUGAUUGGUUCUGGAAUAGACAAGGAUAGGAUUCCUGGAAUUGAUAUUGUUCUAAAUGAUGGGGAAAAGUGGAUGUUUGCAGGUCAUGAAGUGCAUGUCAUGGAGACCCCUGGUUAUACCCGAGGCCAUAUUAGCUUCUAUUUUCCGGGUUCUCGAGCAAUUUUUACCGGAGACACUUUGUUCAGCUUAUCAUGUGGCAAGCUUUUAGAAGGCACUCCGGAGCAGAUGCUUUCUUCCCUUCAGCGGAUCAUGUCACUACCUGAUGAUACGAAUAUCUACUGUGGUCAUGAAUAUACUUUGAGUAAUUCGAAAUUUGCUUUGUCUAUAGAUCCCAAGAAUGAUGCACUUCAGGCUUAUGCAACCCAUGUAGCUCACCUUCGCAACAAGGGAUUGCCCACGGUUCCUAGUACAUUAAAGAUGGAGAAGGAAUGCAAUCCAUUCCUCCGGACAUCAAAUGCAGAAAUCCGGAAAGCAUUAAAAAUUCCGGUGACAGCGAAUGAGGCAGAAGCCUUGGGUAUCAUACGCAGAGCAAAGGAUAAUUUCUAGGAUUACUUACAUACACAGAUACAUAUAUGAUACUUCAUUCCUGUUUGUGUAUAGCUGAAGUCAUGGUUGCUAUUCCAUUUCUGAAAUGAUCAAACAGCACCAAUGUUUACCA